UAACGAUUAACAUGAUCGCGUGAGGUCUCAGCAGUCAGCGCACAGCAGAAACAGAAGCCAACUCCAACAACAACUCGAACUCAGCAGGAUCAGAAGCAAAAGGGCAGAGUUUUGAAGUUCAACUUCACGACUUCUUGACGCUCGGAAGAGCGACGUCAAAGACCCAUGUGCAUCGCCGUGUUCCUCUGGCAGGCUCACCCUCUCUACCCAUUCUUCCUCCUGCACAACCGAGACGAGUACCACGGUCGACCGACGGAACCAGUGGCUUGGUGGGACAAUGGCGAAAUCCUCGGAGGGAGAGAUGGUCUGGCCGGUGGGACGUGGCUGGCUUGUUCGAGGAACGGCAGGAUCGCUUUCGUCACCAACGUCAGAGAAGUCGCCAAAGGCCCCCAGCCCAGGAGCAGAGGAGACUUGCCUGUUCGUUUCUUGGAGAGCAAGAUGAAUCCCACCGAGUUUGCAGAAGAGGUUGUUAUGGAGGCACAUCAAUAUCGCGGAUUUAACCUGAUACUAGUGGAUCUAUGUUCCAAAUCCAUGAUCUAUGUGACCAAUAGACCAAAAGAUGACAAGGCUCUUGUUUCAGAGGUUCCUCCUGGGAUCCACGUGCUAUCAAAUGCAAGUCUAGACACACCUUGGCCUAAGGCUGUGCUAUUGAGGAGUAAUUUCGAAAAGUUUUUGGAAAAAUAUGGCACUGGUGAACUUCCAGCGGAAGAUUUGGCAGAUAAACUGAUGACAGACAUGACGAAGGCCGAUAAAAGAACGCUUCCCGGCAUUUAUUCUGUAGAAUUUGAGUAUAUGCUCAGUUCAAUUUUUGUUGAGGCAAACACCGAGCAGGGACGUUAUGGCACAAGAAGCAUAUCUGCUGUAUCGGUGAAGACAAGCGGGGAAGUUGCCUUCUAUGAAAAAUACCUUGGGGAGGAAAGUUGGAAGGAGCACACAGUGAGUUACAUGAUGGAGCAGGGCAAUGUUGUUCUAGGCGACUCGAACGAAUGAAAUUGGAGUACAAUAAAAGACUGAUCGAGCUUUUCAAUCUUAAAGAGCAGCGAAAGUAGUUUUGGAUAUGGUCCAUGAAUCGGUGAUCUCGGAUCUGAACGUCGCACAAUCUUCCCGCAUCAAAAGCAGGAUAAAAGUUCCUACUGAGAAUGUGUCGUGGCAAUGUCCAUUCAUACUUUAUGAGAUCUCUGCUGGCGUGGCUGGUGACUUACAUUGUUGGAGGGAUAUUUUAUGUAUUAACCUCCAAACCUAAAACUAUUGUAACGCGGUGUGCUGGAUAAAAUCAAUAAUAAGGCUACAAAAUUUUUUCUUGA
Syzygium oleosum is the source of this 1304-nucleotide messenger RNA. RefSeq lists its product as uncharacterized. Lineage: Eukaryota; Viridiplantae; Streptophyta; Magnoliopsida; Myrtales; Myrtaceae. The transcript is spliced from 6 exons. The record is from RefSeq and is a predicted model, not a curated record. The coding region runs from base 166 to 990 and encodes 274 amino acids.